Molecule: messenger RNA, 1785 nt
Organism: Lycium barbarum (goji berry)
Lineage: Eukaryota; Viridiplantae; Streptophyta; Magnoliopsida; Solanales; Solanaceae
Exons: 5
Coding region: 1-1785 (594 amino acids)
Molecular function (GO): nucleic acid binding; RNA-DNA hybrid ribonuclease activity
Source: RefSeq, a predicted model, not a curated record
AUGACAGGCUUUCAUGGACUUUUUAAAAAAAAUGUUUUAAACAGAUUUGGUUUCAGUGAUGAUUGGAAUGAUUUAAUUUGGAGAAGCAUCUCUAAUGUUUGGUAUUCCAUAAUUAUUAAUGGAACUAGACAUGGUUUCUUCACCUCUUCACAAGGUCUUAAACAAGGCGAUCCUAUUUCUCCUUCCCUGUUUAUUAUUGCUGCUGAGGUUCUCUCUAGGUCCCUUAAUAAUUUGUUAGAUAAUCAGAAUUUCACUCAUUUUUCAGUGUAUAAAAAUGAUCCUCAAAUUACUCAUUUGGCAUAUGCUGAUGAUAUUGUAAUUUUCAGUAGUGGUAACUCUAAAUCUAUAAAGUUAGUUAUGCAGAUUAUUAAGAAAUAUGAGGCUGUUUCUGGUCAAAUGGGUAAGAACAAGUAUCAUUGGACUUCUUGGGAGAAACUGUGCUUUCCAAAAAAUAAGGCUGGUAUUGGUAUUAGAGGGAUGAAUGACAUCUCUAAUACUCUUACUAUGAAAAGAUGGUGGCAUUUCAGAACAAAUAUAAAUGUGACCAGUUCAUUUCUUGGAAGAUUAAUGAAGGAAAUUGUAGUUUCUAGUGGGAUAAUUGGACAGAAAUACAACUACAAAAAGAAAGUCAAGGACUUUGUGGACAAUAAUACCUGGAAUGCUCAGAAACUUUAUAAUACUCUCCCCAGUGAUAUUGCUUUACACAUUAUUUCUAUUGCAUUGGGCCAAAAAGAAAAAAAAAAUUAUGCUAUAUGGAAUAUGACUGAUGAUGGGCACUUUUCUAAUGGCACUGCUUGGAAACUUAUCAGAAAGAAUAGACAGACUAAUGACAUUUUAAACAACAUUUGGCACAAAUCUAUACCUUUCAAACAAUCUUUUAUGUGUUGGAGAAUAUUCUUUGGAAGAGUUCCAAUCAACAAAGUCCUCAUUACUACUAAUUCUCAGAGUCAGAUUGAUUGUAUUUGUUGUUUGAUACCAAAAAAUGAAACUGUUCAACAUGUCUUUGUGGAGGGUAAAGUAGCAGAUUAUAUGUGGAAGGCUAUGGGUAAUCCUCUAGGCAUUACUCAUCAUCAUAUUCCUCUCAGAGGAUUACUUAAUGAAUGGUGGAAAAAGAAGACUAUGAACAAGGUUCACAAACUAGUGCUUCAAGCUGUUCCUAUCAUUGUUUGUUGGGAAAUUUGGAAAGCUUGGUCUGCUUGUAAGUAUGGAGACAACGAUAGUUUCUACUUGUAUAAUAUGGUCACACAAUGCUGGAAUAAACCGCAAGCUGGUAGCAUAAAAAUCAACACUGAUGGGAGUUUUGAUAAAAGAAAUGGAAAGGCUGGAAUAGGAGGUGUGGUCAGAAACGAGAAUGGAGACUUCAUUUUUGCCUUCUCUAUCCCAGUACAAGCUCGAAGUAGCAAUCAAGCUGAAGCCAUUGCUGCAAGAUUUGGAGUUGAUUGGUGUAUUCAACAUGGUCACUCUAACAUUCAGUUGGAACUGGACUCUCUUCUUGUCACAAAUAUGCUCAUUCAAAAAGGUACUAACAAUCUGAAGCUCAAGGAAACCAUCAGCUGUACUGCCAAGAUGCUCAGUAACCAUGCUGCUCAAGUUUCUCACUGCUAUAGAGAGGCUAACCGUGUAGCUGAUUUUCUAGCAAAGAUGUCUACAUCAAGUGGAAAUAGGACCUUAUAUCACUCUCUACACGAUCUUCCUAGAGAGGCAAAGGGAUUACUUCAACUUGAUAAUUGGCAAAUUCCAACAUUUAGAAGAAAGUAUGAGAAAUGUAAUUUUUUUGUUAGUUAA